UGCAUAUUCCAUACAUCAUUUUCUUCAGCCAUGGCCAGCAGAAACGCAAAAUCACCCGGCGACAGAGGGUAUGGUCGUUAUUACAAAUACGAAUCUAUUCGCAUUGAGUGGAGAAAGUUUAUCGAAGAGAACCACCCCCGUCAAAAGCCCAUUGCAGAAGAUUUCUUCAAGAACUUCUUUCGCAAUCACCGUGGUUUUCAGUUUGUGAUAGCCGAAGUUUUCGAUGAGACAACUCAUCCUCUUGUGUCUGCAGAGAAAUUUGCUGACUUGAAAAAUGAACUGGAGAGGAAAACCGGUCAGAGUUUACCAGAAGUGUCCAACACCUCCGAUGUAAAGAUAAAGGAUGAACGACGAUCCUUUUCUGAUUUAUACGCUUACAUCAAUUUUUCCAAGUCCCUUAGAGCAGCGAAUGACCAAAUUAAAGUCAGGUAAGCGGUCUUAAUACAGGUUAGUACAGAAUAAUCUGGACUAACGUGUAAUUUCUUCCCGUGUAAAUUUGAAAAUGAACCGAUUUCACCGAUCACUUUGGACCUCGUACAGGAAUUAAAAAAAACAGCUCACAUGAGUGGAUAAGAUGACUCGACAAAACCAUGAAAAUAUAAGUAACCAGAUUUUCAUUCCGCACCUCCUUUUGACUCGAGAUUGGUCCUUUUUUCCUUCUGUUGUUCGCGUUGUGCAUGAUUUGUUCUUUUCAAUAAAUAUAGUUAAGAAAUUCGAACAUUUGAAUCGCUUUGAAUCACAUGAUUUACAGUCUCGCCAUUUUCCGCCUGGCAGGGAUCGUGAAAGCUUUCCAGAUGAAAUACAUUUGUGCACUAGCUCCCUAACUCAUAAUAUCGUCAGCAGCGACUUCUUUACAUUCUAAAAACUUUGCCAAGUUUACUCUUAGUCGGUAUCGUAGUCCUUUUGGUCGACAAAUUUAUUAAUAUUUUUUAAGAAAGUGCUAUGUGGGCAAGAACAGAAUAUGUUUACGUAGGUCGCAAUUAUAUACAGUGGGCCUGUUUUCUUGGAACUACACAUAUAAAUCACUCAUCAAAUAUGUAUGUCGAUUAUGAAAAAAGCAGUUUUUCUCAAUUUAACGAUAAAAAUUUUUGAUGAUGUAUUAAAUAGGUGGGGCUGAUAAGUUAACUUUAAUACUCGAUCGCAAAGUUUGUCUUCAGUUAGAGUUGGGCUUGGAUUUGUUAAGCAUGUAGUUCACCUUUUCUAAGAAAGUUCGAAAGCGUAAUUCCGUUUGAUACUGGUGUUUCCUGGAAAGCUUCAUCGACACAAUUUUCUUAGAAAGUGGCAUUGGUUAAUUAACCAUUCGCGACAGGUCGUUUAAGAACUAAGAUAAAUGUCGCCAUAUAUUUCCUCAACAAACAGUAUGGGACAUUGAAUAAAGGGGUAAGUUUCUAAAGAAACUGUGGUGCUGCGUCGGUGGGAGGGUAUAGCAGGUAAUUUAGUGUUAACAACUGAGUUGAAAACGUAAUUAGCCACCGUAAAGGGUAAAAAAGCUGACGUUUCGAGCGUUAGCCCUUCGUCAGUAUGGGUCAUUAUUGCAUCUUAUUUUGAGUCACUUUGUGUUGCAGAAAGGCGCCUUUGAACAAAAAUAAUCCUCAUUGUAAUAUCUUUUUAAGUAUUCAAACAUAGAGGAAUAAACAAAAGCGGUAAGAAUUGGGGCAAGUGAUGGCGGAGAUUGACACGUGGAUUUUUGUUUAAAGACGAACUUGUCCGGUCAUAGUUCUGUAAUUCAUUAUGAAGCGAUCCCUCAUAUGACGUUGAUUACUACUCAGAAAGCAACCCGUCGCUGGCUUUACUCCUGAUUUGGCCGGAAAUAGUGGAUUUUAUCUCAGCAAAACGAAAUUCAUAUUUUAGUUUCUUAGAGCAAGUUGAUUGAAUUAAUAAACAGUGAUAUUUGCCGACUUUGUUAUUUUGAUACCAGUCAUCUCAAUAAAUUUAAUUGUCUUUUAUCAUUAUCUCGUUGCAGGAGAAGGAAAGAUGCAGUGGAAAGUGUCAGGGAACUCCGUACUUUUCUGCAAAGGAAACCUAAUGCUCGGGCAAUGGCGAUUGACAUCGAAACAUAUGAAAACGAUCACAGCAAAAUUCUCGAAAUUGGCUUCGUCAUCACUUCCCUAGCCAGUCCUGAGGGGAACGAGCAAGCUUAUCAUUUUAUCAUCAAAGAAAACCUCCAUAUGGUGAACAGGGAUUAUGUUUCCGACAACCGAGACAACUUCAGAUUUGGCACCUCACAGCGCAUGUCCCUUGCAGAUGCCGCUGGAAAGUUCUCGCAGUAUAUCGGGGAUGUAGAUGUGCUGGUGACUCACUCGGGCGGACAUGAUGAAGAUUACCUUGCCAGAAACGGCAUGUCUUUGAAAGGGAAACCAAUGUUCGACACUCAGCUGCUUGGCCUAGCACUGCUGACCGACGAGAAAACCUUGAACGUGUUUGGUCUCAAGCGCCUGAUGGAUGACCUGGGUAUUUCGUAUAACGAGGAUAUUCUCCAUAACGCUGGAAACGACGCCUACUACACCAUGAAAUUGUUCCUGGCAUUGACAAAGAAAGUGUAAUGAGAAUUCUAGAAGCGAAGUGAGUUUCAGACCGUUGGCAGUUUUAAAUUGAUCAGGAUAAAACGGCAAAGAAUAAAAUAUUGCAUAAUUGGAACAUUUAACCUUAAGCUACGCUAGAUAAGAAAAUUAUCUUCACUAAUUUUUUUCUUCAAUAUGAUUUCAAUGGCAAUUUCAAUUGACCAAGAAAAAAGAGCAAAUAAUAAAAUGAAUUUUCAAUUUAUAUAUGUUGCACGAUAAUACAGCAUAACUGAAACAUUUGACCUUAAGUUAUGAUAGAUUAGAAAAUUAUCUUCACUAAUUUUUUUCUUCAGUAUGAGUUCAAUGGAAGUUGUGGAAUAGUCUGAUUGGUCUUUAUUAUCUGACCAACAAAAGUGAUCACAGUCAACUCUCCCCUAAAAUGCGACCACCAUUGAAACAGGAAAAAGAAGUUGCCUAAGGGAGGUGGCCUUUUAGAAGAAAAUUAUAUGCAAGAUCCAUCAAUUACUAUUAUUUCUUUUGAGAAAUCGUUUUCUUUAUAAACUGUAACUCUUCAAUUUAUUAUUAACAAUUACGAUGGGCACCUUUGCAUUUUGAAAUAUGUUCCGUGACAAAUCAUUUCUAGCCCUAAAAAUGGUCACAGUUGGAGUUCAAGCAGUAGUUGCUUUGGAGAGUUCUAGGAAAGAGUAUUUGAUCAAGAAAGAGUCAUAUCUAUUGCAGUGGUCAUUAAGAGAGAGUUGACUGUAGAACAAGAAUCAAAAGGAAUCUUAGUCAUCAUUAGUCAAUAGUAAGAUUUAUCAGAAACAUGGUUAUUAUUUGUUAAUACUGGUUAUAAUGAAUAAAUGAGAUUAAUAAGAAUUACUACCAUGAAAUUUGAGCGAGACCUAGAUAUUUUGUAUCUCUCCAUUUAAGGUCAGAAAAGGAGCAGCUGAACUUUAAUUCUGCAUUUUAAAGACGCUUAUAAUUAAAAGGACACUUGAAAUGCUUGAUUCGUAUCAUGUGUAACUUUAUUCAUCGUAAUGUAGCUGACAAUGAUUCUUCAUCUGACAUCAAUUGAUUAGCUGAUUAUAUCUUGUUUACCAACUUACUUCAAGGACGUGUUGGGAAAGAAAUUGAUUGCAUGGUUAUAAUUAAUAAAAGUAAGCAUUUUACUGAAUAUUAUAUAUUUACCCGUCUCCUGGGAUGAAUAAAAAACCUAUAUGAUCUUAAGAUGGCCUACAGGUAAUUGGCAACACUCCUCAUUGUGGCUCUAGUGCAGGACAUGACUCUGACAGCUCUCUGAGCAACAUUUAAAUAUUGAAUUGUGUCUACAUUAAGUAACCCGUGGUUGAACUUCGUG
Molecule: messenger RNA, 3858 nt
Organism: Pocillopora meandrina
Lineage: Eukaryota; Metazoa; Cnidaria; Anthozoa; Scleractinia; Pocilloporidae
Source: the annotation of a GenBank genome assembly